Molecule: messenger RNA, 1476 nt
Organism: Plenodomus lingam JN3
Lineage: Eukaryota; Fungi; Ascomycota; Dothideomycetes; Pleosporales; Leptosphaeriaceae
Biological process (GO): intracellular iron ion homeostasis; intracellular copper ion homeostasis; positive regulation of transcription by RNA polymerase II
Cellular component (GO): nucleus
Molecular function (GO): DNA-binding transcription factor activity, RNA polymerase II-specific; copper ion binding; RNA polymerase II cis-regulatory region sequence-specific DNA binding
Source: RefSeq, a predicted model, not a curated record
AUGCCCGUCAUCGAUGGUGAAAAAUGGGCUUGCUCGUCCUGCAUCAAGGGCCACCGAGUGAGCGGUUGCACCCACAACGAUCGUGAACUACAUCACAUCAACCCCAAGGGACGCCCGGUCAAGCAGUGUGAGCACUGUCGCGGUGCGCGCAAGUCCAAGUCCCAUCACGCCAAGUGCGACUGUGGCGACAAGAAGGACAAACUCAAGGACAAAGGCGACGCGACGGGUAUGCUUAGCACUGGCACGGCCGUCUUCGACGACUCUGACGAUUCUCUAGCUCACGACGAUGCCUGUCAGUGCUAUCUGGGCGGCAAGUGCUUGUGUGGUACCAAGAAAGAGGUCGAUCUUCGCCUGGACACGGGCCGCCAGACGCUUCAUGAUGCACGCGCCAAACCAAAGCUCUCGACAGCACACUCAGAUAGCCACUUGACCGUCUUUGCAAAUGGCCACCAUAAGCCUUGUCACCGUAACAACAAUUCGGCUCAUGUCUCGGGUGUACCUUACAAGAUCCCUCGUCCCCAUACUUUACAUGGCCACUCAGCCUUCACUGCUCUGACGCAGGGGACUCCCAACUACAGCAAGCCAGAAGUGCCAGCUACACGCUCCAUGGACACCCUCUCGCUCUCCAACAAUGACUUCCAUGCCAUGUUCGGUUCCAAUCAGCGCUCUGGAGAAUCGGUGCCUUUGAACCCCAUUCUGGACGGUGUACCCUUUCAAGAAAACAUGUUCAAUACUCAAGGCGGCACUCAAGGCGAGAGCUUCGGCCAAGAGGGAGGGUCUCCUAGUAGUAACGUGAGUGAUACGUUCGCACCUCAGCAGUGGCCCUGGGCUGCCAAUACUGCCACCCCAGUCACUGGCACAUUCGCGUAUGGAAGCUUGUCGACUUCUCCUUCGCAAGACUGCUUGCCUAACAUCGACAAUGAAUGGGGCAUUCCAUCCUCUGGUUUCAAUCCCUUGUGGUCUGCCGGUGACCUUCCCUUGAAUCCAAGUAAAUUUAGCGACGGCUGGACACAGCCGAUUUCGCAUAGCGGAGAAUCAAAGCAAAGCGGCCCUGGUCUCACAGUAGCAUCGUCUGCGCACUCUGAAGUCGGAGAGCCAAAUUUCUUUGGAGACGUUGAUUUCACACAGCCUCCUUCGACUGCUAGCGAGUCGCUGUUCUGGGAAGACAGUCCUGUCUAUCGCUUCACCACGUCGAUGCCAAGCGAGAACAUUGAAGCACCGGUUCCCAUGCCAACUUCGGUACCGAUGGGAAAUGUGCCAGAGCUUGAGCCUACCUACCACAAAGAUGCCGUCGUUGCACCCAUUCCCAUGACCAGCACAGCUCCAAGUGACUUCAGUGAGACAGCAGCCAUCUCUAUGCCGAGUAAUUUCGAGGAUGUCACAUCUAUCGAGAGUUGGCCGGUGGACCAGAGCAACGGUGCAUUUGGCGCGUUGGCCAGCUUUGACAUGAACUACUCGAAUAGUAACUGGUUCUGA